Mycetomoellerius zeteki is the source of this 1729-nucleotide messenger RNA. RefSeq names its product atonal bHLH transcription factor 8-like protein net (gene net). The transcript is spliced from 2 exons. Bases 286 to 1518 code for a protein of 410 amino acids. The record is from RefSeq and is a predicted model, not a curated record. Gene Ontology annotation, molecular function: E-box binding; DNA-binding transcription factor activity; protein dimerization activity. Gene Ontology annotation, biological process: positive regulation of transcription by RNA polymerase II; anatomical structure morphogenesis. Lineage: Eukaryota; Metazoa; Arthropoda; Insecta; Hymenoptera; Formicidae. Gene Ontology annotation, cellular component: nucleus.
CGAGAGUACACGAGGCGAACCAGUUCGCUGUCGACUGCGUUCGGAACAGGACGUGUGUCGACUCACAUUGAGUUUGUUGCUUAAACAUAGACUCGCGAAACUUCUUUAAACAUCGCAUUCGUUCAAACGGAAUUUUGGGAUUACCAGGAUCCAACCAGUUUUGUUUUAUACGUGUCGAGAUUUGUGGAUCUAUACUACGAGGGAAAAGGAAAAAGUGUAUUUGUGCGUGAGGGUGCGUGAAUCGAGGAAGGAACCGGUGAAGUGCCGGUGGUCUAUAAGAAGAAAAUGACCGAUCACGUGGUGGAAAGUACGUUCGAGCUUUCAGCUUUCAUGAAAGCCGGUGUUAUGGCGGGUUCCGAAAGAGAUAGCGGCUCUUGCAGUAGUGUCGACGAGGACAGUAGAUCGAGCCUGCAUUCGCCUACUUCGUCUGAGGACAGUGUCGAAGUACAGGUAAUACCAAUUUCGUUGCGAAACAAGCGAAAACUGGCGGAGCCACGAAAAAUCCAAGAACCUGCAGUCAUCGCAGCGCCAUUGAAGAAGAGACGGUUUGAUCCUAUUUCCGAGGAGACGACCGUGGAUCAAGAGGAGACCAGGUCGCUGAAUACACCGAAUCCUUUUCGACCAUGGAUUCCUGCUUCCUAUAAAAAUGAAUCCAAGACAAUCGUGACUUCGUCAAUGAUAAUGUCGACGAAUACGACUUCCAAUACCACGACAACAACAACUGCGACGUCGACGACAACGACAUUGUCCAGCGAGAGAGAAGAAGAAGAAGAAAGGAGGAGAGAGCAAGAUGAGACGACGCAGAGGCUGCACGAAUCAUUCAGAAGACUACAACAUCCUUCCGGUCACAAUCGAUCAGCUGUUUCAUCUCGACGAGAGUCUCGUCAGAGGUUGUUCGAGCCGGUAGCACCAACAUCUGCAACGAUAACGUCUCCGUCGAACACGAUCUCUCUACCGCAUCCUAGGCUGCAGGACGAGCCUUUAUCUUUGGUGGUGAGAAACGAGGCACCCAGAGUGCCGUCACAUCCCGCUGUAAGUGGCUCCUACGAGAAGACGCCAUCGUACAUGAUGGAACACUUGUUAGCAGCUUCGUCCGAUCAGAAUCAUCAAAAUCAUCAGACUCAUCAAAGUCAACAAAAUCAUCAGAGUCAUCAAGUGGCUCCCACGACAUCGAGACACCAUCAUCAGGGCGGUCAGCAGAGAAAUUACAAGAACAUGACGAGGGAGAGACGGAUAGAAGCGAACGCUCGAGAAAGAACUAGAGUGCAUACCAUCAGCGCGGCCUUUGACACGUUAAGACGAGCAAUACCUGCGUAUUCACAUAACCAGAAGUUGUCGAAGCUAUCUGUACUGAGGAUUGCCUGCAGUUACAUCAUGACGCUGAGCAAGAUUCUCGGUAAGGACGGCGAAGUGACGGCCGCAAAAAGUAACGGCCUUGCAGGUCUGAGUAGUUGUGUAGAGUUGGUCUCCAGGACCAUUCAGACAGAGGGCAAACUCAGAAAGCGGAAAGAAGACUGAACGAAUCACGUUUUCACCUGAACAACGGAAACAACAUUGGAAUGGUGGACAAUGGAAUCUAUAACAGAAACAGCGGGAGAUGUUCCGCACUGUCAAACGCUUAUACGUCUUUUAUUCUCAAUGCCAUGGUUGGGGGGACGGGAGAAUGACGUAAGGUUAAGUAACCUAAGCAACUAAUCAUCGCCGGUUUCUAUGCUAAGCGUAUUAAUUC